GCAGCAAUCAAAAACAAAAACAAAAACAAAAACAUCCUUCGACUCUGUUUAUCAUAGUUGUUGCUUAUGAUGUCGUAACCUCGACUCGUACUCAAUCAAACAACUAAAUUGAACUAGCAAGAAAUGGCGGCUGCUGCUCUCAACUCAUCGGAGAGAGCCCCGAUAUUACCGGUGUCCGAUCCCUCAACUCCUUCCAGAAGCAAUGAGAGACGAUCCGCCAUGACGAGGCGUGGUGUUUAUGCUGCUCUCUCUUACAUGACUUGCGCUGUGCUGCUGGUAUUAUUCAACAAAGCAGCUCUUUCUUCUUAUAACUUCCCAUGUGCAAAUGUCAUCACGUUGUUUCAGAUGAUAAGUUCAUCUUCUUUCCUUUAUGCAUUACGGCGCCGAAAACUUAUUUCUUUUAGUGCGGGAGAAUCAUUGACCGGUACUGAUGCUUCAACUAAAUUGGUACCUGUAAAGACGUUGAUUCACACCCUACCUCUUGCUCUUUCCUAUUUACUUUACAUGUUAGUAUCCAUGGAGUCUAUACGAGGGGUAAAUGUACCAAUGUAUACAACUUUAAGGAGGACAACAGUGGUAUUCACUAUGUUGGUGGAGUAUUUUCUUGCAGGACAAAAGUACACGUCAUCUAUCCUUGUAAGUGUAUCAAUGAUCGUACUUGGUGCAUUUAUUGCUGGAGCUCGUGACUUGUCAUUUGACUCCUAUGGCUAUGGCGUCGUUUUCCUGUCCAAUAUCAGUACAGCAAUAUAUCUUGCCACCAUAUCCCGUCUUGGGAAGUCAAGUGGUCUGAAUAGCUUUGGUCUUAUGUGGUGCAAUGGAAUUAUGUGUGCACCACUCUUGUUCUUUUGGACACUUAUUCGGGGUGACUUGGAGAAGACAAUGAAUUUUCAGUAUCUUCUGUCUCCUGGAUUUUUGCUUGUGAUGCUUCUCUCAUGCGUACUGGCAUUCUUCUUGAAUUACAGCAUCUUUCUGAAUACAACCCUCAAUUCAGCAGUCACACAAACAAUCUGUGGCAAUUUGAAGGACUUUUUCACUAUAGCACUCGGAUGGAUAUUUUUUGGCGGACUCCCGUUUGAUUUUUUGAAUGUUGUUGGACAAGUUCUUGGUUUUCUUGGAUCUGGUUUGUAUGCCUACUUUAAACUCGUAGGCAGGUGACAAAUAAAGGAUUCUUCAAGUUUACUGUUGUUCCCGUUGAAGGGGAAUCAGCUGCUGCCAUUAAGGUAUUCCCAUGUUAUCAUAUGUGAUAUAUGGGGAGUUUGAUAGAUGUGGCAAUCUUUAGUAGUGGCAUUAUGAGGGUGAGAAGUACUUCAUCUGUCUUAUUUUUUGACGAAUGAUACAAGUUGAGCAGACUGCUUGAAGAGUAAAUUAGUUUAACACCAGCAUAGAUGGCAUAUGAAAUCACCAUCUGUGGAAACACUUAUCCCCACAAUUUUAUGUGGUGACGGCAUCAUCAUGCGCUGAUCCUAACAUCUUCAGCUGAGAAAGAAGGAUAUUCCUGAUACAAAAUUGAUUGCAACAAUGCAGAACAAUCUAAUUAUAUUUACAUUUGGUUCCUAGCUAUAAUUGUGAUUUGUUUUUAUCUUUUAUUGGGAGUAAUCUGCCGUUGAUACUGUUCUUCCUUCGUGUAUAGAUAUGUUAGCACAUACUCCCACAGAGAUUUGUAAAAAUUGUCUGUUUCCCGUUCAUUUGUCAUUUCUCGAAAGUCUGUGUUCAGUUGAGUUCCGUGAA
Daucus carota subsp. sativus is the source of this 1728-nucleotide messenger RNA. RefSeq names its product UDP-N-acetylglucosamine transporter UGNT1. The record is from RefSeq and is a predicted model, not a curated record. Gene Ontology annotation, molecular function: antiporter activity. Lineage: Eukaryota; Viridiplantae; Streptophyta; Magnoliopsida; Apiales; Apiaceae. Bases 124 to 1155 code for a protein of 343 amino acids. Gene Ontology annotation, cellular component: Golgi apparatus. The transcript has 10 exons.